This is a messenger RNA of Magnolia sinica, 2006 nucleotides long. RefSeq names its product MLO-like protein 1. The coding region runs from base 65 to 1636 and encodes 523 amino acids. Gene Ontology annotation, biological process: defense response. The record is from RefSeq and is a predicted model, not a curated record. The transcript has 14 exons. NCBI's taxonomy places the organism in Eukaryota, Viridiplantae, Streptophyta, Magnoliopsida, Magnoliales, Magnoliaceae. Gene Ontology annotation, cellular component: membrane.
GCCCGUUUAUUAGUACUUUUUUCAUACCACAACCCAGCCCACAUCUCCUACUUUCGAGAGAGAGAUGGCGGGAGGAGGAGAAGGGGGAACGCCGUUAGAGUACACGCCGACGUGGAUAGUCGCUGCCGUUUGCUCUGUUAUCGUCAUGAUCUCCCUUGCUCUAGAGCGGAUACUUCACUUCCUCGGAAAGUACCUGAAAAGAAAGAACCAGAAGCCUCUCUACGAAGCCCUACAGAAAGUGAAAGAAGAAUUGAUGCUCCUGGGGUUCAUCUCUCUGCUGCUGACCGUCUUCCAAGGUUUGAUCGGUCACAUGUGCAUCCCUGAGCGGUUUACCCGCCACCUGCUUCCUUGUAAGAGGGGGGAGCUGCACGAGGAGCAGACGUCCCAUUACCAAUCAGCAUUCUUCCACUUCCCCAGUGUUUUAGGCCAUGGGAGGCGGCUCCUUGCCGAAGGAUCCGGCAGUGGUCAUUGCGCGAGGAAGGGGAAGGUUCCAUUGUUAUCUCUAGAAGCAUUACAUCAUUUGCACAUCUUCAUCUUCGUGCUGGCUAUCGUCCAUGUGGCUUUCUCUGUUCUGACUAUGAUUUUGGGAGGAGCAAGGAUACGUCAAUGGAAACAUUGGGAGGAUUCUAUUAAGAAAGAUAAAUAUGAUCAAGACAAGGGUGGCAAUAUUUGUGCAGUUGUGAAUAAGAAGGUGACUCAUGUGCAUCAGCAUGCUUUUAUCAGGGACCAUUUUCUUGGAAUUGGGUUUUGUUCAACCAUUCUAAGUUGGCUGCAUUCUUUUGCCAAACAAUUUUAUGCAUCUGUGACCAAAUCAGAUUACAUCACACUGCGUCUCGGUUUCAUUAUGAUGCAUUGCAGAGGAAACCCAAAAUUUGAUUUCCACAGGUACAUGAUACGAGCCCUUGAAGCUGAUUUUAAGAAGGUUGUUGGCAUAAGUUGGUACCUUUGGAUUUUCGUGGUCAUUUUCUUGACGCUGAAUGUUGAGGGUUGGCAUACAUAUUUUUGGAUAGCCUUCCUUCCACUGAUUCUUCUACUUGCUGUGGGGGCUAAGCUGGAAUAUAUAAUAACUAGGUUAGCCCAUGAUGUUGCUGAGAAACAUGUGGCUGUUGAAGGGGACUUGGUGGUUCAGCCUUCAGAUGACCACUUCUGGUUCCAUAGUCCCCGUCUUGUCCUCUAUUUGAUCCAUUUCAUACUCUUUCAAAAUGCUUUUGAGAUUGCAUUUUUCUUCUGGAUACUGACCUCAUUUGGAUUUGACUCUUGCAUCAUGGGACAGGUUCGUUAUAUUGUCCCCAGGCUUAUAAUUGGGGUGAUUAUUCAGUUACUUUGUAGCUACAGCACCCUUCCACUCUAUGCCAUUGUCACCCAGAUGGGGAGUUCAUUCAAGAGGGUGAUCUUCGAGGAGCAUGUACAAGAGGGCCUUGUUGGCUGGGCCCAGAUGGCAAAGAAGAGAAAGGGGGUCUCCAAACACCCUAAUCCCCAGGAUGGCCCCUCUCAGGCCAUAUCAACUCACCCGUCUUCUAUGGGACUUCAGUUGCAAAAGAUGGGACAGAAAGAAUCCAUAAUGGAAGAAGGAAUUGCUGGACCUGUUAUUGAUCCAUUAAUUGCUUCAAAGAACAGUCAAACAUCAGCACCAUGACCCUCUUGAGCAAUGACCGGUUUUGUGGUGCUCGUCUUCUGAAAUACUGAUUUGAAAAAAUCAUAUCCCCAACAUACUAUUUGCGUAUGGCAUUGACAGCCUUGAUUUGUAUCAUACUAGUGAAAAUGCAGUGCGAAACUAGUGACAAUGGUGUUGAAAUGCAUAGCGUAGCCAGUAGUGCAACUUUCUCCUACGGCAUGGUAUGCUUGUGUUUAUAUUUCAUACAGGAAAGGAAAUGUUAUCAACUUUCUCCAACGGCAUGGUAUGCUUGUGUUUAUAUUUCAUACAGGAAAGGAAAUGUUAUCGUUAUUGUAGUAGGUUAUUGUAGAAAUUUGAGAAGGAAAAAAAAAAAAAAAAACAAAAUAAAAAU